Molecule: messenger RNA, 1245 nt
Organism: Dromiciops gliroides (monito del monte)
Lineage: Eukaryota; Metazoa; Chordata; Mammalia; Microbiotheria; Microbiotheriidae
Gene: DUOXA2
Product: dual oxidase maturation factor 2
Exons: 7
Coding region: 199-1179 (326 amino acids)
Biological process (GO): protein transport
Cellular component (GO): endoplasmic reticulum membrane
Source: RefSeq, a predicted model, not a curated record
CAAACGUCCGCUCAGACCGGAGCCUGGACCUGAAUGUGAACUACUGGGCUGUGUGUGGGCUUGGCUACAGCUCCGAGUCCACCUGCGGAAAGCUUUCCUCUGACUUGCAUAGUCACACCCGGAGGUUGCUGGCUGCCGAACAGGUGGAUUUCUGUCACUCGGACCUCUUGAUCUUUCUCUCGUCCAGUAACAGUCAACAUGACGUUGUUCAAUGGCAUAAUGCCUUUCUACCCCCAACCACGUUAUGACUCCGUCAUCAGCGUCCCCCUGUUAGUGAUCAUCGUAGUGUUUCUGAGUUUGGCAGCCAGUUUCCUACUCAUUCUUCCCGGAAUCCGCGGUCACUCGCGCUGGUUCUGGUGUGUUAGAAUUCUCCUCAGCCUGUUCAUUGGAACAGAGAUUGUAGCGGCGAACUUCAGCGGGGAAUGGUACGUGGGCCAAGUAAAAGCCAACACCUCCUACAAGGCUUUCACUUCUGCCCAAGUCACUGCAAAUAUCGGACUGCAGGUUGGUCUAGGAGGCGUCAAUAUCACUCUCACAGGGACGCCAGUGUACCAGCUGAACGAGACUAUCGACUAUAAUGAGAAGUUCAGCUGGCGUUUUGGAGACAAAUAUGCCGAGGAAUACGAGAAGGCACUACAGAAGGGGCUACCUAACCCCGUGCUCUACCUAGCGGAGAAAUUCACCCCGGGCAGUCCCUGUGGCCUGUACCGUCAGUACCGGCUGGCGGGACACUAUGCUUCGGCUACACUCUGGGUGGCAUUUUGUUUUUGGCUGCUUUCCAAUGCGUUGCUUUCCAUGCCCGCCCCACUUUACGGAGGACUCUCGCUGCUGCUCACCGGCGCCUUUGUAUUCUUUGCGAUCUUUUCCUUCGCUUCCAUCUCCAGUGUGCCCCUGUGCCCGAUCCGCUUAGGCUCGGAGCUCCUCACCGCCCACUAUGGAACUGCUUUCUGGAUCACGGUGGCCACAGGUAUCUUAUGCCUGCUCCUAGGAGGAAUGGUGGUGUGUCUACACUACACACAUCCCAGCGCCCUGCGUACUUUCCUGGACCUGAGUGAUGACCAUGUACGCACUUCGGGCCAAGUGAAGUGCGCAAUGCCUCAGAUGUACAGCAAUUCCAUUCACCUGCACCAGAAAUUCAAACCGGCGACUCCAGACAUACAACUCGCUGUUCGACUGUAGGGAGCCUUCACACCCCAGACUUUUUGUUCCCAAAUAGGGAGAGUGCGAGGGAGCUAUUUGGGAUAA